Messenger RNA from Myxocyprinus asiaticus (Chinese sucker), 1871 nucleotides. RefSeq names its product transcriptional adapter 2-alpha-like. Lineage: Eukaryota; Metazoa; Chordata; Actinopteri; Cypriniformes; Catostomidae. Gene Ontology annotation, cellular component: SAGA-type complex; nucleus. The record is from RefSeq and is a predicted model, not a curated record. Gene Ontology annotation, molecular function: chromatin binding; transcription coactivator activity; zinc ion binding. Bases 238 to 1575 code for a protein of 445 amino acids. Gene Ontology annotation, biological process: regulation of transcription by RNA polymerase II; chromatin remodeling. The transcript has 15 exons.
CCCACAAACCCACAACACUGAAAUGUGUUUACACGCGCAGUAAUGUGCUGAAUAUUACAUACGAUCAUUGUUUUUAUUUAUUACUACAGAAAUAUGAGGUUCUUUUGGGCUUUAUUCAUCAAAAUCAAUCUGUAGAAAUCUUAGCUGCGCUCAAAACAACUGCAAACAAGAGGGACAUUUUAUAUUUAAUCUUCUCAGAGUCUGAUCAAACAUUAUUCAGACAACAUAAUUUGCAGUAUGGAUCGCCUGGCAUCUUUUGGAAGUGAUCCUUUUGAUAAGCCUCCAUGUCGUGGAUGCUCUUCAUAUCUAGUGGAGCCUUACAUUAAAUGUGCAGAAUGUGGACCUUCACCUUUCCUCCUCUGUCUGCAGUGUUUUACCAGAGGAUACGAGUAUAAAAAGCACCAGAGUGACCACAAGUAUGAAAUCAUGACAUCAGAUUUUCCUGUUUUAGAGCCUGGCUGGACUGCUCAAGAGGAAAUGGCUCUGUUAGAAGCUGUCAUGGACUGUGGUUUUGGUAACUGGCAAGAUGUGGCUUAUCAGAUGCGCACCAAGACAAAAGAGGAAUGUGAAGGCCACUACAUGAAGAACUUCAUCAACAAUCCUCUCUUCUCCUCCACUCUGCUCAGUCUCCGACAGAUGGAAGAGCAUCUGUCCCGAACAGCAGACACAGCCAUUCCCUUUAAGCCCACAGAUGACCCUCCAAGGCCGUUGUUUGACUCCCAGCUCUCCAGAGAUAUGGCUGGUUACAUGCCAGCUCGCGCAGACUUCAUGGAGGAGUUUGAUAAUUAUGCUGAAUGGGAUUUGAAAGAUAUUGACUUUGUUGAUGAUGACUCAGAUAUUCUUCAUGCACUUAAGGUUGCAGUUGUGGAUAUUUAUCAUUCAAGACUGAAGGAGAGACAGAGGAGGAAAAAGAUCAUUCGAGACCAUGGGCUCAUCAACCUACGCAAGUUUCAUGUGCUGGAAAGGCAUUAUCCUAAGGAGGUACAGGACCUUUAUGAUGUCAUGAGACGCUUUGCCAGGGUGGUGGGACCCAUCGAGCACGACAAGUUCAUCGAAAGCCAUGCAUUGGAGUUUGAGCUGAGAAGAGAGAUCCGCAGACUGCAGGAGUACAGGAGUGAGGGAAUUCAGUCCUUCUGCGGUGCUAAGGUUUACGAGCGUGUGAAGCGGAUGCGAGAGGAUGAGCGCAGGAAGAGGAACAUGUUGUGUGACGUCCUGCAGUACAUUCACGACUCCCGCACAUGUCAACAGUGGCUACACAAACAGGCUGCCAUCGAUGCUGGAAUAACCCCUGUGGUCACCACCAUAAUUACCUCAGGCAGAAGAAGUGCACCUCCUCUUAACCUAACAGGGCUUCCCGGCACAGAGAAACUCAACGAGAAAGAGAAAGAGUUAUGUCAGGUGGUUCGUCUGGUGCCUGGGGCGUAUCUGGAGUACAAACAAGCCCUGCUGAACGAGUGCCGACGGCAGGGGGGUCUGCGACUGGCACAGGCCCGAUCGCUCAUUAAGAUAGAUGUCAACAAGACACGCAAAAUCUACGAUUUCCUUAUCAAAGAGGGCUACAUCAAUAAGGCUUAGCUUUUAUUAAACUGCUCCAAGGACAUCUGAUGAAGAAACAGGCUCAUUGUAGAUCAUUCAUGUUCAGAAUGAGCAACAAAUAGAUUUUAAGUGUACUGGUUAUAUGUAAUGUGUUCCAUGUAAUUAAUUCUAUGUUGAACUGCACCUGUUUGUUAUUAAAAAACUGGGUGCUUCUUUAUGGUUUGUGUUCAGUACUAUUGUGUUUUUUGUUGUGAUCUUAGACUGCUGCUGUUUGUGCCAAGGAUAAUCUGACUCCUUGGCACUGUAACAUUAAAACAGUGAUUUAAUUUCCUUUU